AUGGUUAAAGCAGUCGCUGUCGUUAGAGGAGAUUCAUCAGUCAAUGGAACUGUUAAAUUUGAACAAAGUUCAGAAUCAGAUCCAACAACAAUUUCAUGGGAAAUUUCAGGUAAUGAUCCAAAUGCAUUAAGAGGAUUUCAUAUUCAUACCUUUGGUGAUAAUACUAAUGGAUGUACAUCUGCUGGUCCACAUUUUAAUCCAUUUGGUAAAACACAUGGUGCUCCAGAAGAUGAUGAUAGACAUGUUGGAGAUUUAGGAAAUAUUUCUACUGAUUCAAAUGGUUUAGCAAAAGGUGAAAAACAAGAUUUAUUAAUUAAAUUAAUUGGUAAAGAUUCUAUUUUAGGUAGAUCAGUUGUUGUUCAUGCUGGUACUGAUGAUUAUGGUAAAGGUGGAUUUGAAGAUUCAAAAACUACUGGUCAUGCUGGUGCAAGACCAGCUUGUGGUGUUAUUGGUUUAUCUGAUUAA
This is a messenger RNA of Lodderomyces jiufengensis, 465 nucleotides long. It is a transcript of the gene SOD1, whose product is annotated as superoxide dismutase. NCBI's taxonomy places the organism in Eukaryota, Fungi, Ascomycota, Pichiomycetes, Serinales, Debaryomycetaceae. Gene Ontology annotation, molecular function: copper ion binding; superoxide dismutase activity. The record is from RefSeq and is a predicted model, not a curated record. Bases 1 to 465 code for a protein of 154 amino acids. The transcript has 2 exons. Gene Ontology annotation, biological process: removal of superoxide radicals.